GUAGACGGUGGUGUGAAGUACUGUCUUGUGCUACCAUAUCUUUACCCGAGCUCGACACCCAAAUUAGUCUAGCCAUAUAGAUAAGUGAUCAGUCUUGUGCCGGGACGCAAGCAGUCUGAUGUCACUAUACAGUGUCACGGACUCUUCCACAUGUUUUCCAGUGAAACUUUUAGCACCAGUAUAUAUGAUCUAGUUCAUCCAGCCGAAAAGCAGAUGUAUAUCUGCUUCAAAGCAGCUCAGCUUGUCUAGAAGGCUAAUAGCCUUACCAGUCUUAGGUAAAGCCGGUCGAUUCGAUCCGUUCAGUUUGGUUUUACCCUGAGACUGCUGAUCUCCUUCUUGCCUUCUCAACUUUGAAUAUGGCGGAUCUCAAUCACGAUGCACCAACAAUGUAUAGCAGUUUGGACUGGGACCACUACGCCCGAUGGCGACCACCGUACCCGCAGUCGCUGAAAGACCUGAUUUAUGGCUAUCGCAGUGAACACUCUGGAGCCGGUUGGAAACGAAUUGUCGAUGUUGGCGGUGGUGUUGGGAUUUCCUCGGCGAUCUUUGCCUCAGACUUUGGCACUGUGCAUCUCCUCGAUCCCAGUCCUUUGAAUCAUCAGAUGGCACGGAAAUACCUGGGCCAGUUGGUGGAGCAACAGAGCCUCCAAACUAAGCUAGACUUCACGCAAGCGACUGCCGAAGAAGGCCAUAAGUUCGUGAAAGACGCAGACAUGCUCAUUUGCGCCGAAACAGCACAUUUUAUCGAUCCUGAAGAACUCGUCAAGUCUGCAGCUGCGAUUCUUCGCCCGGCUGGCACAUUAGCUAUUUACAGCUACUGGGGGCCGAUUUUUCCCGACCAGUCGAGGGAACUCAGCGACGCAUUCUGCAAAGUCAUCACUCGAGCACUGGGCUGUUGUCUCAAACCAGGUGAUGAAGAAGCGCGAUCGAGGCUCGGGAGCGCUGCGGCUCGGGUAUCAGCGGGAAAGAGCGUGCUUGAUUCUAUUCCUGUUCCGGAGGAGUAUUUCGAAGACAUCCGUCGAGUACGGAUCAACCCUGAUGCCGAGAGAGCGAUUGAGGUCUUCAGAAAAAGUUUCCCCGUCGAUCAUGAACCUGCUCCCUCCCGUAUCGGCAACAAUGAUAAGCAUUUCAUCUAUCAGAGUGGUUGUGAUCCCGAAGCAGAAGGAUGGAGCUUUUUGGUCGAUAACAGGUGGCUCCACAACUUCAUUGCCACUAUGCGCCCGACUGACGUUGAGCUGAGCGAUGAGGAACAGAAGGUUAUCUUUGGGGAGUGGGAUAUGCUUUUCGCGAAUGAAUGCCCAUCCGGGUCUACGCGAGCCUUAUGGGCUGUAAACGUCAUCCUCGCUACGCGGAGAUAGGGUCGACGAACCAAGGGGAUGUUUAUCGAAGUAUAAGAUGUCUAACGGAGCUCGGUCGAUUCUAUGGGCGUUUUUCAAAACUUCGUUCGAGGUAAGAGCGCCUGAUGCACAUGACCGGGGCGCAGUUCACUGCCCGAAGAUAAUACCCGUUUACCAGCGCUGCGCUAAGAGUAGUGGUCACUCGCGCUAGAUAUAAAUAUGUGCCAUGAGUAACUUAAGCGUCUUA
Messenger RNA from Pseudovirgaria hyperparasitica, 1584 nucleotides. RefSeq lists its product as uncharacterized. Gene Ontology annotation, molecular function: S-adenosylmethionine-dependent methyltransferase activity. Bases 357 to 1358 code for a protein of 333 amino acids. The record is from RefSeq and is a predicted model, not a curated record. NCBI's taxonomy places the organism in Eukaryota, Fungi, Ascomycota, Dothideomycetes, Acrospermales, Acrospermaceae. The transcript has a single exon.